AUGGCUUUAUUCCAAAACAAUGUAGCAGUGUUGCUGUUAUAUGUUGCGCUGAUUGAGAGCUGUGCGAGUGCACCCGAGAAUUGUACAAGGGGUAUAAAAUUUGUAUCGGAAUAUAUACGUCAUCUACACAGGCUUGUUGGUGAAUGGGUGCUUAUCAAUUGCACAGUUAAUUACCAUGACAUUAAUGUUCAACUUUUGGAUGGAAACGAGAAGCCUUUACAUGUUGAGAACAAAAACAUUAAAAUUGUAGUAAAAAAUAUCUUCAAUGUGACAAAAGUAACACAAGACCACAAAGAGUACAUCUGCCAAGCUUGCAAUGAGAAAAGAACUAUACAGAUCAUCCCUCACAAAAGUGUGCCAUCCUAUGCGAAUCCUUCAAUUACGGUAGAACCAAAAAAACCCGAAUAUGAUCUUGGUGACAAGGUUUCGCUAGAUUGCAAUAUUGCUGGUAUUCAAUUCAUAUAUGCUUCCCGAUACUAUAGAUUUUUUUGGAAGAGUAAUGGAAGAAACAAAGAAAAAUGUGAAACAAAAAACCGAAAGAACUGUAAAAUAACGUUUAAUAUUACCGCAGAAUCUGAAGGAACCUACUUAUGCUUGAUAGAAAGAAAAGCUUGCCAGACCCAAAAUUUACAUUGAAAACGACGCAGACGAGUUCUCACUUGGUGAAGGAAAGAAUUUGACGUUUACCUACAACGUUACGUCUUAUCCUGCUGCCGAUAUCUUUUGGUUGCGUUUGAAAUAUGAUGGAUCAACCUAUCAGUCACUAACAAGUUGUUCUGCGCAUGAAAAACACUGCAAAAAUCAUGACGGACAAGAAAAAAUUACAAGAAACAAGUUCGAAGUAAAGUCUGU
Messenger RNA from Xenia sp. Carnegie-2017, 852 nucleotides. RefSeq lists its product as uncharacterized. Lineage: Eukaryota; Metazoa; Cnidaria; Anthozoa; Malacalcyonacea; Xeniidae. The transcript has 4 exons. Bases 1 to 636 code for a protein of 211 amino acids. The record is from RefSeq and is a predicted model, not a curated record.